AAUGAAGGCGCGUACUCUCUUGCCGCAUGCGCGAGGCUGGAGACCAUAGGUGGUGGGGUCAGUGACGAACCGCCGGAGGGCGCAUGCGUGUUAUUUGCAUAGCGGUUCGCUUUUGGAAGCGGCCGAAGAGGGCGGGGUUUGGAGCGGGAAAUCCGUUGUGCCACGCAUGCGCAGUGCCGGGUCAGCGGGGCGGGGCUCGGCUUGUGCUCAGCUGACGCCGGAGCCUUGGGUUGAGAGGGUCGGUUAGCGGCGGCCUGGUCGGGCGGAAAGAGGCGGGCCCCCCCCCCAUGGCGACCACCGUCAGCACCCAGCGGGGCCCGGUGUAUAUUGGUGAGCUUCCUCAGGAUUUCCUACGUAUCACCCCAACACAGCAGCAGCAGCAGAUCCAAUUGGAUGCACAGGCAGCUCAACAGUUACAGUAUGGAGGACCGAUGGGCACAGUGGGCAGACUCAGCAUCACUGUAGUACAGGCAAAACUGGCAAAGAACUAUGGUAUGACUCGCAUGGAUCCAUACUGUCGCGUACGGCUUGGCUAUGCUGUGUAUGAAACUCCUACAGCACAUAAUGGAGCCAAAAACCCACGCUGGAACAAAGUUAUUCAGUGCACUGUUCCCCCGGGUGUGGACUCUUUCUAUCUUGAGAUAUUUGAUGAGCGAGCCUUUUCAAUGGAUGACCGCAUCGCCUGGACACACAUUACUAUUCCUGAGUCUCUGAAACAAGGAAAGGUGGAGGAUGAGUGGUAUAGCCUGAGUGGAAGGCAGGGUGAUGACAAAGAAGGAAUGAUUAACCUGGUCAUGUCGUAUACGUCCAUACCAGCUGCCAUGAUGAUGCAGCCGCAGCCAGUGGUCCUGAUGCCCACAGUAUACCAGCAAGGAGUUGGAUAUGUACCUAUUGCAGGAAUGCCUGCAGUCUGUAACCCAGGCAUGGUACCGGUGGCAGUACCACCUCCAGUCAACCCUCAGCACGUGUGUAAUGAAGAGGAUCUGAAAUCAAUCCAAGACAUGUUUCCCAAUAUGGACAAGGAAGUAAUUCGUUCAGUGCUAGAAGCCCAGAGAGGGAACAAGGAUGCAGCUAUCAACUCGUUACUUCAGAUUGCAGAAGAGUUAUAGACCCCAACCCCUGCAUUGUCUCUGUUCUUGAUGCCACCUUUAUUUUGACUUGCCAAGCCAGGAAUUUAGGUAGAGGAAGAAUUUCCUAACAGAUUCCUGUGAGCAUUCUGUCUGAAAGAGCUUGUACCCCUUUUUCUCCUUGGAUAUUUGCACAUUUUUUUCACUUUCUCUUUUACAGUUUGUUUUACAUAUGUUCCACAGAAGCUUUUUUGUUAAUACCAGCCUUAUCAUAUGUGGCUAUAUUGCUUUCAGGGGGUGUGUGUGUGUGGGUAUGCUGCUUUUUUCUUCCUUCUCUCUCUCUCUCUCUCUGUAAACAAGAGCGUGUUCAUAUGAUCUCUCUCAAUACUAUGCAGUACAGGAUUUACUGCUCUGUCUGUUAGAUGGAAGAGUUAUGUUUUCUGGGAGUUAGAUUUUUUUUCUUUACAUACUGCUUUUAAUAAAAUGUUUGUUUCAGUAAGCCACCUGUUUCUGCCAGAGAUAUAAAAAAUGAUUACACAAUGCCCUUUGGUUUGUCCUGUGGUGUUCAGUUAUUGUUGUGAAUAGUCCAACUAUUCUUAACAUAGUUUUAAAUCUACUAACAAGCUGGCUUUCUUGUUGUAGCCUUUAGUGUUUCUAAUUAGGUAGCCCCACCCACCUAUCCUCGUGAUUGGGCACCAAAGCAAUAUAUAUAUCUUUCUUUGGCAUUUUGGGGCUCAAUCCUACCAUGUGAUGUUGCUGUACUAGUGAAAUCUGCAGGAGAUGGUUUUCUAGAUACAGCAAUACACACUGCAUCAGAGGACAGGAUUGGGCCCUAAUGUGUUCCUGCAGUUACUUGCACUCUUCUUGCUUCUACAUUCCUGUGAUUAUUCCAAAGGAUGAAUGCAGAAGGAAAGAUUUUUAUACCUGGAAAAUUAUGUAUAAAAUAAGCAUUUAAUUAUUUAAGGAGCUGUCUUGUCAUAAGAAAACAUGGGUUUUGGGUUUUUUUAAGUAUCGCAUUUAUGAUUUAAGAAGAAACAUGCUACACUCACUCCUGUUUUUCAGUAAAACGGUCUUUUUGCAUGGAGAAAAAAUUACUUUUUAAUGAGGAAAGGUGUUUUGGUAGUUCGGAAUACAGAGUAGCAAAGAGCUGCAGAAUCUUCAGAAGGUAUAAAGUAUUUAAAGAACUUGUUUCGAUGAUUCAUUGAGUUACAUUGAUCUUAAUUAAUUCAAUUGAAUUGUAUGCAUACAAAUAUCAAAACUAUCUUGAGAUAAUGGAAAAUCUGACAUAUCCUAAAUUGGCAGACCCUCAUAAAGGGGAAGGACAGUGCAUACAGUCAUUGCAUGUGUUAAUGUGUAUGCAACAUUGUAGCACAGAAUUGCAGAGCCUCUGGAGAGGGAACAGAUUAUACCUGUUUUGAUAAAUUUCUGCAGCUUCUUAAUUUUUUUUAAAACUGCAAAACAAUGCACUUUAAGUAGUAUGCACAAAUUUAUUUUCAAUAAUGUGCAAUGUCACUGUUCUGGUUUUUGGUGGUGGUUUUAAAACUGCUUUACAAUACUUUCUGCAAUAGCCAUAGCUUGUAUUUUCUUCGUGUUUGAAUGUACACUUGAAAUACAGGAUCUCGAGUGGUUCAUGAGAACUUUAGUAAGCAGGUUUGGAAUAAGGAAAGAGCCUUUAUUCUCUCUCCUUCUCUUUUUUCUUCUUCCCUAAGCACAAGAUUCUUCUAUAUUUAUGAAUAAACUGCUUUCCCCAAUAUCUUUGUUUGUGUGGGGUUGGAGAGUUUUUAAAUACAGUACCAAAAUUGCCCUGGUUUUCUUUCACUGGUUGAUUUAAAAAAAAAAAAAAAACGAACAAAAAUCCUUUUUCAUGAUGUCAGACAUUCACUUGUUAGUUAUGUCAAAAAUUCCCCAUUGUCUUAAUUGGCAGACUUACAUCUUGUAAAAAUUUAGUUGUCUUCACAUUCUCCCACUGGUUUUACAUUUUCCUAAGAAUUCAAGGCUACAGUCUCUCUCUGCAUUUUACCUGCACAGCCCAUUACAACUUUACCUUUUGCGUCUCUAGAAACAGUUUUUUGUCAGGAAGCUAGCCUUGCUCCUCUUAUUCGUAGCCUGUGUCAUCACAUGUUAAUCACAAAACUCAACACUAGAUUGAGCAUCUGGUUUUUAUCUUCAUAGCACAGUGACUUCUUGUGGCAUUGCCAGCCUACAUUUUAAAGCAAAAGAUGAUCAUCACUCAAGUUCUUGGUAAAAAUUUAGGGAUGAGUCCCUUGCUAUAACACUUGUACAAAUGGUAUGAAUUGCUAGGGUAGAACAAUUCAGGGAAAAUGUAUAUAAUAAAGAUUUAUGUAUAGUUACUUGGAGUCUACACUAGCAGAUUUUUCUAAAGCAAGUGGUCAUGGUUUGAUUGAUAGUUGAUUGUGUCUGGGAAAGUAAUUUUGCUGUCACCUGAGAUUGUAUUGCUAAUUCUAUUAUGGCUGAAAUGUAAGCAUAGAACAAACAGCUCUGAGUGCUCUUAAUAAUUAGGAGGAGGAAGUGAGUGUUUGAAUUUCUGGGGACCCUUACAUUUUCCAUGGGACCUCUAGACCUACUGGAAGUCCUUUUUUGUAAGAUGCAUUUGUUAUAUGAAGUGUAGCAGAGAGAAGCUGCAUAGAUUGAAGGUGGGUAGUUUUUAGAAGCAAUAUGGCCUAUAAGUUGGACUCUAUGGGAAUAAAAUAUACAGUUUUCAUAUUAAGAAAUAUUGACCUGGGGAUUUUAAUUCAAUGGAGGCUCAAGCAUUAUGCAUGUGAAAAGAAGCCUCCAAGAUGCACUACUGUAUUUUUUGUUAUUAAAAUUAACAAGACUAAAUCAUAUGCCUACUCAGUUUUUUUCUAUAUAUACAUAUAUAUAUAUCCCAUCACAAUUGUUUUGCUGUUUUUUGUCAGUUUCAGGUCUGAGGGAUUUUGAACUGGCAAGGAAUAGUUAAAGCUAGCAGUUGAGAGUCCAGAAAUGCAGAACUGAAAGGCAAUACCUUGCUGGGAUUUGUUUUAAAUUAAAUACAUCACACAUUCUGUUGCAGCAUGUGACCUAUAUGCUUCAUUUAAUAGAAUAAUGUGUCUUGAUUGUACUUCUGUCACACUCAGCAGCUUACAACCGCCUGGAACCAAAGCCAGCUGUGUAAUACUGGCAUCUGCUAAAAGUUAGUGUUGUUCACACUAGCUUCAAUCCUGCCAAGGGUCUGCACUGGCUAAAGACAGGAAUAUGUUUGUCUAGCUAGAUCCUUGCUUCUUUCUCUUCAACCGCUGUUCUUAUUCUUGUGUUGAAGGUACCGAAUGUUUUCCCUUUGCAAAUAUUACUGCUUGUGUUGGUUGACAUGUAAUACUGUACGGAGGAUGUUUUUGCUGUAAUAAUUCUGGAGGCAUUGUUUCUCACUGUAUUGAGGCCCAGUGUCAACAUGUUUUUUCUUUUAUUGUAAAAUACACUGAUUUUUUUCAUUCUAUCUAAUUUAAUAAAUGUAUCAUGUAUACCAAAA
Molecule: messenger RNA, 4572 nt
Organism: Dermochelys coriacea (leatherback sea turtle)
Lineage: Eukaryota; Metazoa; Chordata; Testudines; Dermochelyidae
Gene: TOLLIP
Product: toll interacting protein
Exons: 6
Coding region: 288-1109 (273 amino acids)
Biological process (GO): ubiquitin-dependent protein catabolic process
Cellular component (GO): cytoplasm
Molecular function (GO): ubiquitin conjugating enzyme binding; ubiquitin binding
Source: RefSeq, a predicted model, not a curated record